Amoebophrya sp. A120 is the source of this 247-nucleotide messenger RNA. The record is from the annotation of a GenBank genome assembly. NCBI's taxonomy places the organism in Eukaryota, Dinophyceae, Syndiniales, Amoebophryaceae.
GGUUGUUGAAUUUUUGAACAACACCUUCCAAAGAUGGCGCCCCACUCCGAGUAUGUAAUCUUGCGUUGGGUGCGCGAUUCCGUCGCGUCUGGUCUGGGUCAGGUACCCAGGACCCAAAGAACGCACAUAACAAAGAUCCGCAUGCCCCGGGCCGGCGUGGCAGAAAUAACUAGUCCGCAGAAACCAGAUCUGCGCACCCUACCGGGGAGCGGGCGAGCCACCCGAUUGGGGCCGAGUGGAUUCAAGC